Molecule: messenger RNA, 627 nt
Organism: Aspergillus uvarum CBS 121591
Lineage: Eukaryota; Fungi; Ascomycota; Eurotiomycetes; Eurotiales; Aspergillaceae
Product: C2H2-type zinc finger protein
Exons: 2
Biological process (GO): regulation of transcription by RNA polymerase II
Cellular component (GO): nucleus
Source: RefSeq, a predicted model, not a curated record
UGUCCACCAAUGGAACACUCGUACUCCACCAGCAGUGAAGAGUCAAUGCAAUCGAAUCUGGGAUACAUGGGCCACCCGUCGUUGUAUGGGAUGGUAGGGACGGAGAUGUCUUUCGUCCAGCCCACCUACGAGCCCUCAUCAUACGACUCGACUCCGUUCAGUUCGCCCCAGACGGUGGCCUCUUCGACCUUCGACAUGUACUACCCCAGCAACAACAACACCUUUACGGCCUCGCCCAUGGUCUAUUCGCCCGAAGCCUACUCGUUCCACCAGCUUCCAAUGCAACCGUCUUCGUUCCCGGUGCCCAAUAUCGAGUGGAUCCCCACCCAAUCCAGCCCGAACCCGGAAGUUGUUUACUCUCCCGUUGAAAGUUACGAGACCCUCAACGCGUCCCAACCCGUCAAGCCCUACACCUGCGAGGACUGCAACAAGGCGUUUACUCGGCCAGCCGACCUGAAACGUCAUCAGACCAGCGUCCACAAUCCUGUCUUCCAGGACUGUCCCGUGCAGGAAUGUCUCCGCAAGGAUGGCAAUGGGUUCCCUCGUCGAGACCAUCUGAUCGAGCAUCUGCGCUCCUUCCACCACUGGGACGUGCCCAAGCGGCGGGCAGCCAAGCGGGCCAAGACA